This is a messenger RNA of Aphanomyces astaci, 1940 nucleotides long. RefSeq lists its product as hypothetical. Gene Ontology annotation, biological process: tRNA processing. The transcript has 12 exons. NCBI's taxonomy places the organism in Eukaryota, Oomycota, Saprolegniomycetes, Saprolegniales, Verrucalvaceae. Bases 75 to 1835 code for a protein of 586 amino acids. Gene Ontology annotation, molecular function: flavin adenine dinucleotide binding; tRNA dihydrouridine synthase activity; RNA binding. The record is from RefSeq and is a predicted model, not a curated record.
GUUCUUUUCCAGCCAAUGACACUUGCCCAACCAUCGAUUUCCAUUUUCCAUCAAAUAGAGGCCAAGAGCUCAACAUGGACGAAUCCAAAGAACUAGCUGCUGUGUCCUUGCCAACGGAAGUCGAAAUCUCUGCUGUGGAUAGCGAAGAGAGGCGUGGAGAAGCCCCGAUCAAGCCCGAAUUUCGCCGCAUCUUGGAAAAGAAAGACGACAACGAAGAACGUGAACGUGGCACGUUCAAGAAGCGCCCUCGCGACCCCACUGACGACCCGUCGACGGUACUUUGCCGCGGUGUGGCGGCCGGCGAAGGCUGCUCGUUCGAAGACAAGUGCAAGUUUAGUCAUGACGUGGCAGAUUUCCUCAAGCGCCGACCCAAGGAUCUCGGGGACACGUGUCCGGUGUUUGCUGCCAACGGGUACUGCCGGUAUGGGCUCAACUGUUGCUACGGUCUGUCGCAUGUGGACGCGAACCACGUCAACUUGGGCACUCCAGCGGACUUCAAGGCCACGGAAGCCAACGACUUGAGCAUGGACAACCGCAAUUUGUUGCGGAAGAGCACGUAUCCGUUUCGAUCAGUGGCUUCGACGUACAAGAAGAAGGGCGGCAUGGCCAAAAAAGCGCGCGACUUCAAGAUUGACACGGUUGACAACCCAAACGUCCCUGACCACAAACCGGUCGACUUCAAGGGCAAAGUGUACAUUGGUCCGCUGACAACCGUGGGAAACUUGCCGUUUCGCCGCGUGCUCAAGCAGUGGGGCGCCGACAUUACGUGCGGCGAGAUGGCCAUGACCACGAAUCUGCUCCAAGGACAGCAAUCAGAGUGGGCGCUGCUGCGCCGCCACGAAAGCGAAGACAUAUUUGGUGUGCAGAUUGCAGGGGCGUUCGGCGACCAAACCGCCCGCGUGUGCGAGCUCAUCACUCGCGAGACAUCGGUGGACUUUAUCGACAUCAACAUGGGGUGCCCCAUCGACUUGGUGUGCAAGGCUGGCGCGGGGGCCGCCUUGAUGAACCGCACGCCCAAGUUGUGUGAAGUGAUUUCUGGGGCGCUAACCGGCAUCGAAGUCGGCAGCUUUGGACGCGCCACUCGCCCGGGGCUGACGGUCAAGAUGCGCACGGGAUGGUCCGACAAGCAGCCGCUGGCGCACAAGUUGGUGCCGAAGGUGCAGUCGCUGCGAUCUGGCGCCGACUUUAUGAACCAGAGCGUCGUGCUCAACUAUGCGAUGCGGACCAAUGUCAAUGUGGACGCGCUCACGAUCCACGGGCGGUCGCGGUUGCAGCGGUACUCCAAGAGCGCCGACUGGGUGUACGUCGAGGAAUGUGCGAAAGCCCGCGAGGCCGGCGACGGCGGGCGGCAGAUGGCGCUGAUUGGCGGCGGGGAUGUCUUGUCCUACGAGGAGUUCCAUCAACAUUUGAGCUCGGGGGUGCUGGAUACGUGCAUGUUGGCUCGUGGGGCCCUCAUCAAGCCGUGGUUGCCCACCGAGAUUAAAGAACGCCGCCACUUUGACAUUUCCGCGUCAGAACGUCUCGACUUGCUCAAGGAUUUCGUGAAAUUUGGCAUGGAGCAUUGGGGGUCGGAUCAAAAGGGCAUCAACCGCACCCGUCGAUACCUUCUCGAAUGGCAAUCGUUCUUGUGCCGGUACAUUCCCGUAGGUAUCUUGGAGCAGCUGCCGCAACGCAUCAACGCCCGCCCGGGUCUAUAUUAUGGCCGCAACGACCUCGAAACGCUCAUGGCCAGCGAUCAGGCCGUGGACUGGAUCAAGAUCUCCGAGAUGCUGCUGGGUCCAGUGCCGGAAGGGUUCCAGUUUGUGCCCAAGCACAAAGCAAAUGCAUAUGCCUAAUAAGUCAGAACAAGGAAUCAAUCGUGUCGACGUAAGAAGUCGGGUUUUCGGCGGUAUAUAUAUAUAUAUAUUGUGGUUUCGACAUGAAUUUCCAGAUCCCAUCGA